AUAAAGCUGUCCUUGUAUUUGCCCUUGUAGUCCCCGGUGAGCGUUGUUGUUAUCCAACAUGGCCGAUAUGUUUUGUGAGUUUACGAGAACGCGUUAAUGUGAAGUUUUUAAUUACAUUUAAUUAUGAAUAGCGUUUUAAAUUAUACGAGCUAAAUAAUUAAGUAAUUUAUGUGCUUAGGCAAUCGUAGAUGUUCGUAUUAUUUGAUGGAAAAGUGUUUAAUUGAAUACUACAGCACUAAUCCUUAACAAAGGUUGUGAUUAUGAGUAAAUAGUAGAACUUUUCGUCAAAGAAAAGGUUAAGAAUUACUUUCCACGGUGGUUUGAAUUUUUUGGUACUUGAAAUAAUUGCCAAGAAGAAAAAAUACAUAAACGCGUCAAGCUAUUUAUAAACGGUUAUUCGUAGUUUUGUGUCAAAUAUUACUCAGGUAGACCAAAAUCAAAAUGUGGAAGAAUUGCAGUUUCUUCUUAUCGUGAGAAAUCUAUUAUAUAAACAUGACAGAUACAAGAAGAAGAGUUAAACUUUACGCGCUAAACGCGGAAAGACAGUGGGACGACAGAGGUACAGGACAUGUGUCUUCUUCAUAUGUGGAACGCUUGAAGGGUAUUUCGCUACUCGUACGUGCAGAAAGCGAUGGUUCGUUACUAUUAGAAUCAAAAAUUCAUCCGGAUACCGCGUAUCAGAAACAACAAGAUACUCUGAUUGUAUGGUCAGAAGGUGAUAAUUUUGAUUUGGCCCUUAGUUUUCAAGAGAAAGCAGGUUGUGAUGAAAUUUGGGAAAAGAUAUGUCAGGUGCAAGGAAAGGAUCCUUCUGUAGAAAUUACACAAGACAUUGUAGAAGAAUCAGAAGAUGAAAGGUUCGAUGAUAUGUCAGAUUCUGCACCUCCCAUUGAAUUACCUUCUUGUGAGUUGAGCAGGUUAGAAGACAUAAGUGAAUUGUUUAGUAAUUGUUUAACAUCGCCAAUGCGUAAGGAAAAGCUUGCAGCUGCCAUUGAAAGUGAAAACUACAUAAAAAAACUAUUGAACUUGUUUCACAUGUGUGAGGAUCUUGAAAAUAUGGAAGGAUUGCACCAUUUAUAUGACAUCUUCAAAAACAUAUUUUUAUUAAAUAAGAAUGCAUUAUUUGAAGUUAUGUUUGCAGAGGAUACAAUAUUUGAUGUGGUUGGAUGUUUGGAAUAUGAUCCUACAUUACCCACUCCUAAAAAACACCGAGAAUAUUUGAAACAGCAAGCAAAGUUUCGGGAAGCUGUUCCAAUAAAGAAUCCAGAAUUACUUUCAAAAAUUCAUCAAACAUUUCGUGUUCAGUACAUUCAAGACGUUGUUCUUCCAACACCUUCUGUUUUUGAAGACAAUAUGCUUUCAACAUUGAGCAGUUUUAUAUUUUUCAAUAAAGUUGAAAUUGUAUCAUUAGUGCAGGAAGAUGAGAAGUUUUUAAGUGAACUGUUUUCUGUGUUGACUAAUGGUUCGACUUCAGACAUAAAACGCAGAGACUUGGUGCUGUUUCUCAAGGAAUUUUGUAAUUACUCCCAAAAUUUACAGCCUCAAGCAAAAGAGACAUUCUAUAAGACACUAACUAAUUUAGGAAUUCUACCGGCACUAGAAAUAACAUUAGGUGUUGAUGAUCUAAAAACUAAAAGUGCUUCUAUUGAUAUACUUACAUACAUAGUGGAGUAUUCCCCAUCUGUAGUUAGAGAAUACACUCUUCAACAGGCUAAUAACACUGAUGAGGACCAAAUUUUGUUAAAUGUCAUAAUUGAGCAAAUGAUAUGUGACUCUGAUCCGGAGCUGGGAGGUGCCGUUCAACUCAUGGGUGUCCUAAGAAUUCUUUUAGAUCCUGAUAACAUGUUAUCAUCAGUUAAUAAAUCUGAAAAGACAGAUUUCCUCAAUUUCUUCUACAAACACAGCGUUCACAUACUUAUAGCCCCACUUUUGGAAAAUACGGCUCAUGGGGAACCCCAGAAAGAAGACUAUCGAACGGUCCAACUGCUGGGUUUAAUAAUUGAAUUGCUAUCGUUUUGUGUAGAACACCACACGUAUCAUAUUAAAAAUUGCAUCCUGAACAAGGACUUAUUAAGGAAGAUUCUUGUCUUGAUGAAAUCCACGCACAAAUUCCUAGUCCUGUGUGCUCUUCGUUUCAUGAGGAAGCUGAUUGCGCUCAAGGACGAAUUCUACAAUCGUUACAUUAUUAAGGGCAACCUCUUCGCACCUGUUGUGGAAGCUUUCGUUCGGAACAACGGAAGAUAUAAUCUCCUCGAUUCUGCCAUAAUUGAACUGUUUGAAUUUAUUAAACUGGAAGACAUAAAAACCUUGUGUUCGCACGUGGUAGAAAAUUAUGGAAAAUCAUUAGACACCAUCUGUUAUGUGCAAACAUUUAAGGCACUGAAAUUGAGAUAUGACCAACAUCAGGAUAAGUUGAAGGAUUUAGAAAGAAAUACACUAGACAGUGUUCCAUCGAUUUUACGCAAUAGUCGGUACCGUCGCGACCAGCGCCAAAUGGACGAAGACGAGGAGAUCUGGUUUAACGAAGAUGACGACUUUGACGACAACGAGGCCGUGGUGCCAGCAGCAACAACUGACAUCCUUACUAAGAAACUUGACUCUGAACUCGAGAGUAUUGGCAAAAUGAUGGACAAGAAGUCGGAGACGACAAACGGACCGAAAAUGAACAACAGCAGUACGCCUCCCACCAAAACAUCUAUGAUCAACAAUAAUGCUAGUGGUGGUCAGCCUCCCAGUCCUAUGCCGGCCGAGAUACGUUCAGCCCUCUUUAAAAGGGGUCUGGUGGAUUACGAAGGUGGUGACUCGGACGAAGAAGAUGAGGAAGGCGGCGAGAUGUCGAAACGACCUCGGCUUACGUAGUCCGCCCUCAAAACUACUUCAGUAGGUGAGUAAAAACAAAAAAACAAAUGGUUCGCGUAAUUUCCCUUGAACAACGGGUCGAUUCUGGACUUUGUCUCUGAUAAUUUGAACAGUCAAGAUGAGCGCAGCUAAUUAGGCAUCGGUUGUACAGUUUUUGCGCGCUUUUAGACAGUGAUGUAACAAAAAGUGUGUUUAUGAAUUGGGACAACUCGUUAAUUUCUUUUUUUAUCAUAAGAACGCCCACGAAAUUUCAGAAAAGUGAACGUGAAAAAGUGGGAAAUGUCGGGGGAAUGGACAGGACUAUAAAAGGGCAUCAAAAGUUCUUCAUUGUAAGCCCCGAAGUCAUCUAACGCGGACCGUUUUAAAUCGUUUAAACGAGAAUGUGUAACGAGUGGUUAAAGAAGAUUAAGCGUACGACAAGUGCACUCCAAUAAGAAGGAAAACGGCAAGAAGAAGAGAAAGAUAAAUGUGAAAAUGGAUCAGAAAAUGUUUGGCCAGUAUUCUGUUAAUUUAUGUUAAAUGCGAAAUCGUAUUGUGUACUGCCAGUAAAUAGUAAGUUAAUAUUAACAUCUCUCUGUUUAUUAAAUCUGUUCAUUUCCAAAACAUAAAUCAUAACUGAUCUGUAAAUGCAAAAACUUCUAUUUUUUAAAGUUUUUAUUUUGUAAAGUAAUGAAAAUAGAUUCAGUAAUUUAAGAAUGUCCCCAUUAUUUAUUUUUAAUAAUGACAAUGAAACAUAAUACUGUUAGGUAUAAGUAGUUUUUUUUAUUUAGUUUGUAUUUUCCGUAUAGUAGUGCACAGUAUGAAUUUCGUUUUUUCUUGUUUUAAUUCCAAUCUUUUUGUUACCGUCAUUGCAAGAAAUGUAUCAUAUAGACCAAUGAUUUGCUAUCAUCACACUGGAAAUAUCAUCACACAAAAGGGUGACGUGAAUAAUUAGGUUCAAAAUGAUUUAUUUCAGCAUGUUUUUUAAAUGUAAAAAGGAAAACGACGAAAAUGUUGUUCGUAAUUUAUAGACGACAACGAAUCCAGAAUACUGUUGUGUAAAUUAGCAAUUAAAUUUAUUACUAAUGAUAAUAUCGAUUAUUAUGAUUAUAGAAUGCGAGCGUAGUUUCAAUGAGAAAUGUUUGGUGUGAGGAUAAUGAUUUCGUACUAUUAUCUUCAUUUUUUCCUCUUAGCUAUCGAUUUGUAAAAAGAAAUUAUUUAUUACGUCUCUGUGUACGUAAAGCAAAUUUAGGAAAUUGUUUGUAAGCAGAAUUUUUCCUUUUUGGCUGUAACAAUAGUGUGAAAUAGUUGAUGUGUUUAAGGAGAAUCUUUUAAUUUUAUAAAUUUGUUUUUUCUCACAAAAAAUGAGUGCAUUUACUUUAAAAAUGGGGACCAUUGCAAGAAAAGUCUCGUGUUAUUAUGUUGUCGUUUUUUAAUAUAAAUACGAUAGUCAAAAGGGAAAUUUUCUUUUCCUAUUAAUAUUUUAUUUCUUCGUAUUUAUUUUGAAAUAAUAGAGUCGAAAAGAUCAUUAAAGUUGAUUUUCUUUUUUAUUUUUCUUUGAUUUCUUGCAGGAAUUACACUCAAAUGAUCUGUAUUAAAUUUACGGAAAUUGUUUAACCAGUGAGCGGCUUAAUAAGAGAAACUCAAUGUUUUACCAGCACGUUCACAUUGUAUCAUUCGAUGCCACUACAUAUUUAAUUUGUAACUUUUNGUAU
Messenger RNA from Agrilus planipennis (emerald ash borer), 4550 nucleotides. RefSeq names its product serine/threonine-protein phosphatase 4 regulatory subunit 3 (gene flfl). The coding region runs from base 493 to 2856 and encodes 787 amino acids. The transcript is spliced from 5 exons. Gene Ontology annotation, biological process: DNA damage response; protein dephosphorylation. Lineage: Eukaryota; Metazoa; Arthropoda; Insecta; Coleoptera; Buprestidae. Gene Ontology annotation, molecular function: protein phosphatase activator activity. The record is from RefSeq and is a predicted model, not a curated record. Gene Ontology annotation, cellular component: protein phosphatase 4 complex; nucleoplasm.